CCUAGAGCCUUGUAGUAUCAGCCAUGGUCAACCCCACCGUGUUCUUCAACGUUGCCGUCAACGGCGAACCCUUGGGCCACGUCUCCUUCAAGUUCUUUGCAGACAAGUUUCCAAAGACAGCAGAAAACUUUUGUGCUCUGAGCACUGGAGAGAAAAGAUUUGGUUAUAAGGGUUCUUGCUUUCACAGAAUUAUCCCAGGGUUUAUAUGUCAGGGUGGUGACUUCAUAUGCCAUAAUGGCACUGGUAGCAAGUCCAUCUACAAGGAGAAAUUUGAUGAUAAGAACUUCAUCCUAAAGCAUACAGGUCCCGGCAUCUUGUCCAUGGCAUAUGCUGGACCCAACACAAACAGUUCCCAGUUUUUCAUCUGCACUGCCGAGACUGAGUGGUUGGUUGGCAGGCAUGUGGUCUUUGGCAAGGUGAAAGAGGCAUGAGUAUUGUGGAGGCCAUGGAGCACUGUGGGUCCAGGAAUAGCAAGACCAGCAAGAAGAUCACCACUGCUGACUGUGGACAA
This is a messenger RNA of Cebus imitator (Panamanian white-faced capuchin), 511 nucleotides long. Its product is annotated as peptidyl-prolyl cis-trans isomerase A-like. Gene Ontology annotation, biological process: protein peptidyl-prolyl isomerization; protein folding. Gene Ontology annotation, molecular function: peptidyl-prolyl cis-trans isomerase activity. The transcript has a single exon. Lineage: Eukaryota; Metazoa; Chordata; Mammalia; Primates; Cebidae. The coding region runs from base 24 to 431 and encodes 135 amino acids. The record is from RefSeq and is a predicted model, not a curated record.